This is a messenger RNA of Pogoniulus pusillus (Red-fronted tinkerbird), 955 nucleotides long. Its product is annotated as T-cell surface glycoprotein CD1e, membrane-associated-like. Bases 1 to 939 code for a protein of 312 amino acids. Gene Ontology annotation, molecular function: lipopeptide binding; endogenous lipid antigen binding; exogenous lipid antigen binding. Gene Ontology annotation, biological process: antigen processing and presentation, exogenous lipid antigen via MHC class Ib; immune response; positive regulation of T cell mediated cytotoxicity. The record is from RefSeq and is a predicted model, not a curated record. The transcript is spliced from 4 exons. Lineage: Eukaryota; Metazoa; Chordata; Aves; Piciformes; Lybiidae. Gene Ontology annotation, cellular component: external side of plasma membrane.
AUGUCUCCUACAGGGAGCGUCACUCUCCGGCUGCUCCAUACUUCUACCUUCCAAAACAGCUCGUUUGUGGACACAGAAGGGCUGGGCUUCUUGGAAGACAUUGAGGUUGCUUCUCUUGAUAAACACAACUGGAACAUCCGCUUCUACCAGCCCUGGGUGCAUGCAGCCCUGCCCCGUGGUGACUGGAAAGCCCUCGAGGACAUGAUCAAGAUCUAUUUGCAUAAAUUCACCCACCUGAUCAAUGAGGGUGCCACAGAGAACGGUGUGCCCUACCCCUUCGUGGCCCAAUGUAGGGCAGGCUGCGAAAUCUACCCCAACAGGACCUCCCGGGCCUUCAUCUAUGCAGCUUACAAUGGCCAAGACCUCCUCAGCUUCGAUCUAGACAAUCACACCUGGAUCCCCUCCCAAGACACCAACAUAUCGCAGUACGUCCUGGAUGUGCUGCAGAACUACACUGCCCUGAGCGAGAUGCUGGAGGUGCUCUUCAAUGAGAGCUGCAUCGAUGACCUGCAGGUGAUGAUGCACUAUGGGCAGGCAGCUCUGGAGAGACAAGAACUGCCCGUGGCUACAGUCUUUGCCCGCACGCCCAGCCCAGCCCAGCUGCUGCUGGUUUGCCGCGUCACCGGCUUCUACCCACGGCCCAUCAGCGUGGCCUGGCUGCGCGAUGGCCAGGAGGUGCCACCGGGCCCAGCGCUCAGCACCAGCAGCAUCCUGCCCAACGCCGACCUCACCUACCAGCUGCGCAGCAUCCUGGCCGUCACCCCCCGCGACGGGCACAGCUACGCCUGCCGCGUGCGCCAUCGCAGCCUGGGCACCCGCAGCCUCCUCGUCCCCUGGGGGCACUCAGAGGUGGUGCUGAUUGCAGGGCUCGGGGCCGGGCUGCUGGCAGCUGUGGCCAUGGCUGUCAUCGUGGUGCUCUGGGUGCGGAGACGCAGGUGAGGUCCUUUCUGUCCCU